GCGGCGGCGGCUAGGUCAGUCGGGCUGCCCCGGUCGCGGGCCGCGCGGGUCGGGCCCCGCCCUCCCGCGCCGGCGCUGGCGGACGCCGUGCGGGCCCCGUCGGCUCUCUCCACGGCGCUCCGCCCGCCGCCGGCCUGCAGCUGCUCUGGCCUGGAGGGCUCCCGCCUACGCAGGCCCGUGACGCGGGGGCUGGGACGGGGCUCCGCGGACCCAGCGGGCGCUGUGCUGCCGCCGCUGCCGCCGCUGCUGCCUGAGCGGCUCCUGCGUCUUCGGUUUAAUUUAUUUUUGGAAAUCAAGUUCAAUAUUAAAAAGAAAAAGCACACAUUAUUGGAAGCCAUUUCUACUAAUCCGUUACAUUUUAACUUAUGAUUUGAUUUGAAUACUGUCAUGGGAGGAGCUGUGAGUGCUGGGGAAGAUAAUGAUGACUUAAUUGAUAACCUUAAAGAAGCUCAGUACAUCCGAACUGAAAGAGUAGAGCAAGCGUUCAGAGCCAUUGACCGCGGAGAUUACUAUCUGGAAGGCUACCGGGACAAUGCGUACAAAGACUUAGCCUGGAAGCACGGGAACAUUCACUUGUCAGCACCUUGCAUUUAUUCCGAAGUUAUGGAAGCUUUGAAACUUCAACCAGGAUUAUCUUUUCUUAACCUGGGCAGUGGAACCGGAUAUUUAAGUACAAUGGUGGGCUUAAUUUUAGGUCCUUUUGGAAUAAAUCAUGGGAUUGAACUUCAUUCAGAUGUGGUGGAAUAUGCCAAGGAGAAACUGGAGAGCUUCAUCAAAAAUAGUGAUAGCUUUGAUAAAUUUGAAUUCUGUGAACCCGCAUUUGUGGUGGGUAAUUGCCUUCAGAUAGCUUCUGACAGUCAUCAGUAUGAUCGAAUUUACUGUGGAGCUGGAGUCCAGAAAGACCAUGAAAACUACAUGAAGAUCUUACUCAAAGUUGGGGGCAUAUUGGUCAUGCCUAUAGAAGAUCAGUUAACACAGAUUAUGCGGACUGGACAAAACACUUGGGAAAGUAAAAAUAUCCUUGCUGUUUCCUUUGCACCACUAGUACAACCUAGUAAGAACGAUAAUGGCACACCGGAUUCUGUGGGGCUCCCCCCAUGUGCUGUCAGGAAUCUCCAAGACUUGGCUCGUAUUUACAUUCGACGCACACUUAGAAACUUCAUAAAUGAUGAGAUGCAAGCCAAAGGGAUUCCACAAAGGGCUCCACCCAAGAGGAAAAGAAAGAGAGUUAAACAGAGAAUUAACACUUACGUAUUUGUGGGUAAUCAGCUUAUCCCUCAGCCUCUAGACAGUGAAGAGGAUGAGAAAAUGGAAGAAGACAGCAAAGAAGAAGAAGAGAAAGAUAACAGCGAAGUUGUGAAACGUGAGGAGCCACCUCAGAACUUACUAAGGGAAAAGAUCAUGAAGCUGCCGCUUCCCGAGUCCUUAAAAGCUUACUUGACGUAUUUUAGAGACAAAUAACUUUACAAGGAAGAAUGCCUACUGAUAAUUCCCUUACUCUUGUAAAUGUAGUGUUUAUUAGGAGUUAGAGAAUUACUUCAUUAGAAUGAAUUAUCUCAGAAAAAAGCAUUAGUUAUUUCUCUUAAUGGCAGAAAUGAUGUAUUCAGUGAUUUAAAAGAGUCUCUUUCCUAAAAUCUAUUUUUCUUAAAUCUUGAGAAAUUGCAGUUUUAGCUCAGUGAUCUCAAAGUGGAAUGUGUCAAUAGUUUGAACUUUUGUGUACAGUAAUUCCUUUCUGGUUCUUCAUGAAUUUGAAGUGUUGGGGGUUGGAUUUCAUUCUAUAAGAAGUUGAUAUAUUGUCACACAUAUAUAGACUUAUUGAAAUUGCAUUUUGCAUUUCUUUUAUGCGAGCUUGCUUAUCUAAUAAGGAAAGCAAAUGCUUGUAGACCUAUUUAACUUUUGUUCUAGACCUAUUCCGGGCAACAUGUGAGUGCAAUAAUAAUUCAAGAUGCUGAAUAAGUUAGCUUUAAAAACCAGAGACUUCAUGAAAUUUUAUAGGCCUGAAACUUUUGCUUUUGAAUCUAUUGCCAAAAGACACAGGGAAAAUUCCUGCUUCUCUCAUAGAGAUUUUCAGAGCACAGCAAGUGAAUAUUAAAGUAGGAAGUGGCUACUUGACACAACUAGUUUUUAUGGGCCAUUUGUGUUCUCAGUAUUUAAAGAUAAUGAGGUUAUCUUAACUAGAAUUUUAAACAGUAGUAAAUUUAGGGCUGCUUUUAUGUAGUUAACUAUAAAGUACUAGAUUUGAAAAGACAGUCAUUGUCCCAUUUGCCUGUAAAUGUAAAUAAGUGUGUAAGUCACAGUAAGUGACCACCGCUUCUUAGACACCUCCAGUAGCAGGGGAAUGAUGUGGUCACUGAGGCACUUCAGCAAGGGGACUCUUAGUUACAUGGAUAUUUAUCGUUGACAAGGUAGGCUCUUCUCGCCUCCUCUGCUCUGAAUCUUUCUAGUAUAGAUAGUCAUGGAAGUUGUAUGUAGAUGCCUUUAUAUUAAAAUUUGGCUCAUAAUCAUAGUGGGAUCUCUGGGACACAUACCAAGCUCAUUUGCCUUCAUUCUAUGUUUGAUUGUUUUUUGUUUUCUUUCUUUCUUUCUUUCUUUCUUUCUUUCUUUCUUUCU
This is a messenger RNA of Psammomys obesus (fat sand rat), 2610 nucleotides long. It is a transcript of the gene Pcmtd1, whose product is annotated as protein-L-isoaspartate (D-aspartate) O-methyltransferase domain containing 1. Gene Ontology annotation, cellular component: cytoplasm. The coding region runs from base 388 to 1461 and encodes 357 amino acids. Gene Ontology annotation, molecular function: protein-L-isoaspartate (D-aspartate) O-methyltransferase activity. The transcript is spliced from 6 exons. Lineage: Eukaryota; Metazoa; Chordata; Mammalia; Rodentia; Muridae. The record is from RefSeq and is a predicted model, not a curated record. Gene Ontology annotation, biological process: protein modification process.